AUGGACUCCAUCUCCAUGAUGGGUAGCAGCAGCCCCGUCUUCAUCACGGCUCCCUCCUCCUCUUCAUCCUCCUCCCACCACCUCCACCACGCCCAGGCCUCCUUCCUCCCCAACGGCCUAAAGAAUGGCGUUCAGGUUGGAGAUAUGGGGCUCCUAGGGAGGAGCGUGAGCGGCCCUGCCCAGCCCACGGUGGCCAUCCUGGGCUCGGGCGACUUCUCCAAGUGCCUGACCAUCCGGCUGCUGCGCUGCGGCUUUCAUGUGGUGGUGGGCAGCCGGCAGCCCAAACUGGCGGCCCAGUCCUUCCCGCAUGUGGUGGAUGUGACGCACCAUGAGGAUGCGGUGGGGAAGGCCAGCAUCGUGUUCUUGGCCAUCCGCCGUGAACACUACCCAGUCCUGUGGGACCUCAAGCAUCUGCUGGAAGGGAAAAUCCUGGUGGACGUGAGUAACAACAGGAGAGUAAACCAGUACCCAGAGUCCAACGCUGAGUACCUGGCUUCGCUGCUGCCAGACUCCAUAGUGGUGAAAGGCUUCAACGUCAUCUCAGCCUGGACCAUGCAGCAGUCCUGCCCGAAAGAUGCCAGCACACAGGUGUUCAUCUGCAGUAACUCAGUGGAAGCCCGUCAGCAGAUUAUGGAACUGGCUCGCCAACUCAACUUCCAGCCAGUGGAUAUGGGCGCCCUAUCCUCAUCGCGGGACAUCGAAAAUAUGCCCAUACGUUUGUUUCCUGCCUGGAGGGGUCCCGUCCUGGCUGCCGUGGCCCUCUCCAUUUUCUUUUUUGCUUACUCCUUUGUCCGGGAUAUCAUCCACCCGUAUGUGAAGCACAGGCAGAGCGACUUCUACAAGAUCCCCAUGGAAAUGGUCAAUCGGACGCUUCCCACUGUUGCUAUCACGCUGCUGGCCUUGGUAUACCUGGCAGGCCAGCUAGCGGCGGCCCACCAGCUUUACUAUGGAACCAAGUACAGACGUUUCCCUCCCUGGCUGGAGGGCUGGCUGCAGAGCCGGAAGCAGCUCGGCCUCCUCAGCUUCUUCUUGGCUGCUGUCCACGUCCUCUACAGCCUCUGUCUGCCCAUGAGGAGGUCUGAGAGGUACCUGCUCCUCAACAUGGCCUACCAACAGGUUCAUGCUAACGUGGAGAAUUCAUGGAACGAGGAGGAGGUGUGGCGGGUGGAGAUGUAUGUCUCCUUUGGGAUCAUGAGUCUGGGGCUCCUCUCACUGCUGGCAGUCACCUCCAUCCCAUCUGUCCACAGUGCCCUCAACUGGAGGGAGUUCAGCUUCAUACAGUCCACGCUGGGCUACAUCGCCCUGCUCAUCGCUACCUUCCACGGCCUGCUGUUUGGCUGGAAGCGAGCAUUUGAGGAAGAGGCCUACCGCUUCUACUUACCGCCCAGCUUCGCCGUGGCCCUGGCCCUGCCGGUGUGCGUCAUACUGGGUAAGGUGUUGCUGCUGCUCCCCUGCGUGGCCCGCAAGCUGCACAGGAUCCGCCGGGGCUUCGACAGCAGUCGCUACCGAUGCCAGCGUCUGGAGGCGGUGGGCUCGGCUGCCCACGUCUCACCAGAGCGAGUCACCAUCAUGUGAUAGCUGGAGGAUGAAACAGUCUGUUACUUUAUUUGAAUUUGCACAUAAGCUACUGUAGUUACUUGUUUUGUUUUAUACAAAUGACCAACAUUUUGACAUGCAGCUGCAUAUUAUUCUUAUUUUAUACCAAUAGGAACAUUAUUUCUCAGACAUAGUUGUUAUAGCUAGUCAGAUCACCUUGUGUGUCUGUUAUUGUUCAGUUGUGUGUCCAUUUGGUCUGAAAGCCUUGACUCUUAAUAACAUUGCAUAAUUGCAUAAUUGAUUAUCCCCUGUCAGUAUCUUGCCAAAAAGUAUGUUUCCAAUACUUUACCAAUACUUUGCCUUUGUACUGCCAGUGAUUACCCUGAGAUACUGAUAGUUUGUCAUUGUUAGUAUUGUUAUUGAUUAUUUAUGGCUGCAAUAAUUUCCGUGGUACCUUCUGUGUCACAGUUCUCAAACUUGCAAACAAAAUGCCACUGGAAUGGACAAGUACUCAUCUGGUUGGAGCAUUAUUAGGGCUUUAAAUGUGCCAGUGGUUGGUGUCUGCUGGUACUGAGCUCCACUCAGUCACUGGUGGCUACAACACACUCCAAACUGCUGUGAGAGACAGGAAUUUAAGUGUUGAUUCUGCAAACUGUGGCGAUAUGUUGUUGUUAUUUGUUUCUCUGUCUAAUACUAUACUAAAUGGUGUCUCUCUAUCAUGUGCUCAAAUAAAUGAGACCCAUAGCUUUGAUUAACAUUUUAACAACCUAGCCUUUUGUUGUUCCAGAUGGUUAUUUUUCCAGCAGUCUUGUUUGUGAAAGCUUGUUGAGUGCAGUUCUCACAGCCAACCGACAGCACAGCCGGCGGACGCGGCUGCUGAUGUUGCGUUGUGAAACAGCACAGCAUCAAAAGUUAAUGACAGCAAACCAGUCUCCUGACCUCAUUCUAUAGAAGUAAUGAUAUAAGCCCUUUGUGUGUAACGAUAUAGGUACCUUAUACAUCAGCAUUGUAGGGUGUUGAGGUUUUACUGUAAUUUAAUGAUUCUUGUUUGCAGUGCUGAACUGUGGGAAUUACACACUGUGUAUUAAGAUGCGUAUGUGCAUAAAUAUAUUCUAUGUGUACUUUUUCUAUAUUAAUACACACAGUGGAAUAAAUUGACUGAGGGCCAAAGCCCGAAUAUUUGGUUUUCUUGCGAUAGCCACUUCUGCUUGUCUGUGAGCCCGAGAAAGUCUAUUAGGGUGAGUCACAUAAUCAAACAAUAUUAUAGUUUGGUAAAAAAAAAAAAAAAAAAAAAAAAAGACAUUUUUUUUUUUUAAAUAAAUCAAGUCUGUCUGUUGAGCAGGACCUAAUUAAUAAAAGGAAGGAAAAGUAUCAUUGUGACAAUUUGAAUUAGGUGUAAGAAUUCCCAUUUUAGCUGUGAUAUUUCACACAUUCCACAAACCUCUUCUCAUUUGCCACUGAAUAUAAAUAACAUCACACAACGGGAGACUAUAUUUCUGUCCUUUUGAUAAAGCUCCAUGUGUUAAUGGUAAGAUUGAGGAAUUAUUGAAUUUUGCCUUAAGGUUUAUUAUUGCAAUGUAGUUGUUUCAGAACUGAAUGAAGAAAUGCAACAAAGUCAGCUGUAAAUAUUCCAAAUUUUGCUCUAACAAGUUAAAAGGGAUUAUAGUUGCAAUACUUGAAAGGAAAAGGA
Messenger RNA from Myripristis murdjan (pinecone soldierfish), 3226 nucleotides. It is a transcript of the gene steap2, whose product is annotated as STEAP family member 2, metalloreductase. The record is from RefSeq and is a predicted model, not a curated record. Gene Ontology annotation, cellular component: plasma membrane; endosome. The transcript is spliced from 5 exons. Gene Ontology annotation, molecular function: cupric reductase (NADH) activity; ferric-chelate reductase (NADPH) activity. NCBI's taxonomy places the organism in Eukaryota, Metazoa, Chordata, Actinopteri, Holocentriformes, Holocentridae. Bases 1 to 1575 code for a protein of 524 amino acids. Gene Ontology annotation, biological process: copper ion import.